CGACGACUGGCUAGACCCACUCAUACCAUGACUCUGCGCUCUGCUCCUCGGCAACGUGUUCCUAUACCGCAAGAGCUCUCCGUUCGACUGACAGAGGAUGAGGAUAAACUCUGCACGCUCCUUGAUGACUGCACAAAAUAUUUGCGAGAUGAGAAGGGCAUCAAUACUUCCUGUCGCAUUGCCGGCGGCUGGGUUAGAGACAAGCUCUUGGGGUCACAAAGCAAUGACAUCGACGUGGCUCUGAGCGAUGUCCUAGGCCUCACCUUCGCCGAGCACCUCUCCGAGUUUGCAAAGUCAAGAGGCGUGCCAGUGGGGACCAUCGGUGAGAUCAAGGCAAAUCCUAAUCAGUCGAAGCAUCUGGCGACCGCGACUUGCAAAAUUCAUGGCUAUGCAAUUGACUUGGUCAACCUGCGGAGCGAGCAGUAUGCGACCGACAGUCGGAUACCUACGGGAAUGGCUUUUGGAACCCCACUGCAAGACGCAUUACGUCGCGAUAUCACCAUCAAUGCGCUGUUCUAUAAUAUUCACGACCGCGCCGUUGAGGAUCACACCGGAAAGGGCUUGGACGACCUGCGCAGCGGCAUAGUACGGACACCUCUUCCUCCUAGAGAAACCUUCCUUGAUGACCCUCUCCGCGUCUUGCGCUGCCUCCGUUUUGCCACCCGUUUCGGCUUCGACAUCGUGCCGGAGCUAUCCGACGCUGCGAAAGACACCGUCGUACAAGAGGCUUUGAUCUCGAAAAUCUCUCGCGAACGUGUAGGCGAGGAGCUCACCAAGAUGAUGAAAGGCCCCGACCCCGUCCACGCCAUCGAACUCAUCCACGAUUACGGCUUGUACCCAGCCAUCUUCAACGCCGUCGUCCCUCCCGCGACCCUUCCAAAAUGGUCUGGCACCCUCGGUCCCUCCUCCCGCGCCGUAUCCAGCGCACUCAUAUUGCGCGGCCUGUUCGCCAAGUCCUCCUCCCUCCCCUCCGUCAACCCGAGCAUUACAGACUUCGUAUCCACCGAUCCCACUGCCCGCGCCCGCCUAUACCUCGCCUGCGCCCUCGCACCCUACCUCGGCCUGACAUACCAAGCAAAAAAGAAGGAGGCCCCCGCGGUGGAUUGCGUGAUCCGGGAAUGCCUCAAGUUGGGCGUGCAGAACCAUUUCUUGGACGGGAUUCCGUUGCUAUUUUCGUCGGCGGAGUUGUUGAGCACGGCACUGAAGGAGAACGAGCGGUUGACGCGGGUGCCGGAUAGGCUGGCUAUAGGCCAACUGCUUCGCCAUCCGUCCGUGCACGAUCGUCGGUUCGGCAUAACGUGGCAGGAAUCGCUAUUGUUCUCGCUCGUUAUCGAGCUCACCAAUCACUACGACGUGGAGACGGACGACUUCGAUGCAGACAAAGCCGCGUCGACCAUCGCCCUGUACAACGAGUUCGCCCGCCUGGUCCACGAGCUCGAUCUAGCCGGUGCAGGCGAUAUGCGCCCCGUCCUUGAUGGCCGCGAAGUCGUCUCCGUCCUCGGCGCGGCGCGCCCCGGGCCCUGGACGGGCAAGGUCCUCGCUCGCGUCGUCGACUGGCAGCUCGAGCACCCGGGCGGGACGAAGGACGCGUGCGUCGCGUGGCUCAAGGAGGAGCACGCGGCGGGUCGGCUCGAGGUCGCCACUGUGACGGAGCCGCCUGCGAAGAAGGCGCGGACGAGUCAGUGAAGGUCAUAGAGGGCGGGUGGGGAGUCAAAAAGGGCGGGGAGUCCUAGUCAUUAAGAGCGGGG
This is a messenger RNA of Schizophyllum commune H4-8, 1748 nucleotides long. RefSeq lists its product as uncharacterized. Gene Ontology annotation, molecular function: RNA binding; ATP:3'-cytidine-cytidine-tRNA adenylyltransferase activity. Lineage: Eukaryota; Fungi; Basidiomycota; Agaricomycetes; Agaricales; Schizophyllaceae. The transcript has 8 exons. The coding region runs from base 28 to 1686 and encodes 552 amino acids. Gene Ontology annotation, biological process: tRNA 3'-terminal CCA addition. The record is from RefSeq and is a predicted model, not a curated record.